Pseudonaja textilis is the source of this 2319-nucleotide messenger RNA. The record is from RefSeq and is a predicted model, not a curated record. Lineage: Eukaryota; Metazoa; Chordata; Lepidosauria; Squamata; Elapidae.
ACCUAAGAAAUUACCAUUAAAAAAUCUGGUCACUUUUUAGCAUUCCCUGUAUUUAUUACUCUCCCCAAUGAAGUCCACAUAUUGCCUAUUUCAAGACAGUUCCUUGAAACUAAAGACAAUGAGUCUGAUUCAAGAAAGUUUGUUGUUUUAAAGAGUUACAAAACCUGUUCCAGUUGUCUUCCCUAUUACUCCCAACAGAUGUUAACAUGUUCUAAAACCUGUGAGAGAUGCUAAUUACACUUUGCUUUAAAAAAAAACUGUAGGUGUGUUGUGUAAGUAUAUACUGUGGACAUUGAAGAAGAUAUUGACUGAAAAAUAUUGGUGCUUUUGAAUUUUGGUGUUGGAGAAGAUUCCUGAGAAUAUGUGGACAACCAAGAAAACAAACCAAUAGAUCACUGAAUAAAGCAACCCCAAGUUCUCACUUGAGGCACAAAUGGCCAGGCUCAAAUUAUCCUACUUUGGAUAUAUUAUGCAGAUAUCUAGCUCUAUAGAAAAGACUCUAAUGCUAAGAAAGGAGGAAAGAAAGAAGACGACUAGCAGCCAACUGGAUGGACUCAAUUACAGUGAUGACAAAUGCACAGUAGGAAGACUGGGUUAGGGGCAAAAUGUCAUGGACAAAAUCCAUCUGUGUGGUCACAGAAUAAAAAAAAAUGAGUUGAUGAUACAUUAACAGUCAGUAUAUAUACAUACUGUCCAGGGACAGUUUGAGAUAGUUAAAAUCAAUAAAUAAAUGUGAUGUGUAUGUGUACAGGUGUUUUUAUCAUCUCUUCAUGCUUCAGAUACAGUUACUUUUUAAUACUAAUGCAAAAUUUGUUUGUGGCAAUGGCAAUACAAAGAGACAAGCCAUUUUGAAAAUAUAAAAAAGGAGAGUGACUUAAGCAAAAACUUUGAGGUUUUUGCCAAGCAGCUGUGCAGCUGUUACCAAUGGGAAAGGAAAACAGUGGUCAGAAAGAACUUCAGUUGAGUUUGUCAGUUACAACACACAUUUUCAGAAGCAUCCUUGCUCCUUGAAAUGAUGCUGUGGGCUUUCCAAGUGAACCUGGCCUGGAGGCCAUUUGGGCAUCUCUUGAUCAUUGCAGUUUUCCAGCUUCUGACAUGUCACCACUCCUUAGGUCUAUUUUCAACUCUGACACCACCACUCUAUCUGGAAAUAAAUGGUGAAAGAAAGACCCUGUUUAUAUGUUUGGUGAAUGACUUCUCUGAGAACUCACUAGGAGUAAUUUGGUUUUCCAAUGGAAAUGGGACCAUGUUGGACUCUUAUACUUAUGGCAUUUUCAAGGAAGAAGAUGGCUCUUUCAGCACAAUCGCACAAAUUUCCAUACCCAGCAAAGAAUUUGAAUCAUGGGAUAUUGUCAUUUGCUCGGUUGCACAAAAUCAAAACUCAAGAAUAUGGAACACUACCUCUCUACAAAUCUCUGAGGAGCAACAUAUGGAUGAUCUAUGCCUGUAUGAAAAUCAAGGAGUAGUGGAGGAAGAGAUGUUGUCUACUGAAAUUCUGCAUAAUCGUACACAAGAAUUACAUCUUCUGGCCAUCAGAACUUUGCUGUUCAAGUUCCUAAUGUUUAAUGUACUGAUGACCUGCUGCAUCCUUUACAAAAGAUAAGCAAAACUGUAGUGCAUUGUUACUAUAAACUCAAAUUAUUAAAAAGAAACAUGAAAAGAACUGCUAACAUUUUUCAAUGCAUGAAAUGCUUCAAGGAAUCUGGAACAGACUGCCUCAAACAGCAAUGAACUGAAAUUGGUCAUCUGUUUAUCAGAUAUGCUAUGAAUGUAGCACAAGGUAGCUUACGGCACACUUGAGGUCCAAUCCUAUCAUUUUGUGAUGUCCAUUCAGAAUUCCAGUCAUAAGGAAGUAUUCAGUUAUUAACUCCCAAGUUCCAGCAACUGGAUGACGGAGGCAAUCUUUGAUAAAACUUUUAAUCAAUGGGAACUCUGCAUGUGAUGGCCUCAAGACACAUCGGACUGAUUCCAUGUUGCUGCUUAAUCAUCAGGAUUAAUGCAAUGUAAGAAUUUAAAAUGUGCUACCUUAAUCAUUUAUUAAACCAUUUCUGAUUCAUUAAAGCAUCAUCAUCAUCAUCUUUUUUUCAGGCUUAUGUGGAAGUUUUAAAAAAAGACUAGCAUGAAUUAAGGUAGUGUUUCUCAAUCUCAGCAACUCUAAGAUAUAUGGACCAACUCUGAGAAUUUCCCAGCUAGCAUUCCCCUUUCUCCAUUCUGUGGGUUCCCUUACUCCCUUGGGGUGGAGAUGGAUGCUUUGUUAAUUGGUGCUUUUUUCUCUCUCAAUAAAAGCUUUGAUAUCCUUGCUUGAGGUGUUUUUCUUUU